AUAAAAAAAAAAUAUCGCAAUUAUUCUUAUUUUGACACCACUUUUGACUUUCCCAUCUCUUUUUCGCCAGUUCUAGCUCUCCUUCGGUUUUUUUCAAUUUUUUUUCUUCAAGAUUUAGACAGGGUGUUUGUUUUGCAAUAGGAAGAUGUUGGAGCAGUUGCUGAUAUUUACUAGAGGUGGAUUAAUUCUAUGGACAUGUAAAGAACUUGGAAAUGCUCUUAAAGGGUCUCCAAUUGACACUUUGAUUAGAUCGUGUCUGUUGGAGGAGCGAUCUGGUGCAGCAUUGUUUACCUAUGAUGUUCAGGGUGCUUCUUAUAACCUGAAAUGGACCUUUCAUAAUGAGCUUGGCCUUGUAUUUGUUGCUGUGUAUCAGCGGAUCCUCCAUCUUCUCUAUGUGGAUGACCUGCUCGCUAUGGUGAAGCAUGAGUUUGCAGGGAUUUAUGAUCCAAAAAGAACAGACUACAAUGAUUUUGAUGAGACAUUUAGGCAGCUUAGGAAAGAGGCAGAGGCUAGGGCUGAAGAGUUAAAGAAAGUGAAGCAGGUGGGUAAGCCUAUGAAUAAUGGGAAGAAGCAAGGGCAGGUGCAGAAGGUUGGAUUGGAUGGGGGAAGUAAGAAGAGUGGUGGUGGCUUGGCAGCUGAUGGUGGGGAUGGUGAAAAUGGUCAUAAAUUGGAGAAUGGUCACUCCAAUGGCAAUCGUGUUAUGGUUGAUGAAUCUAGGAAGACAGAUGUUGUUAAUGCUAAGGAAUAUAGAGACUCCAAUAAUGGAGCUUUUGAUGUAAGCAAGCUUCAAAAGUUAAGAAGUAAAGGUGGAAAGAAAACUGAUACUGUAGCUAACAAGGGUUCUAAGGUGGACCCAAAGAAAAAGGUAACAAAGAAGAAUAGAGUGUGGGAUGAUUCGCCUCCAGAGUCAAAACUAGACUUUACAGAUCCUGCAGAUGGAAAUGGGAAUGAGAUUAUAGAGGUUGUUCCAGCUGAUCAAGGUGAAAGUAUGAUGGAUAAAGAAGAGAUCAUCAGCAGUGAAAGUGAGGGUGAAGAAGAUGAUGAUGAUGUGGGGAAGGACAGCAAACCUGAAGCUAAGAAGAAGGGAUGGUUUUCAUCAAUGUUCCAAAGCAUUGCGGGGAAGGCCAAUUUGGAGAAGGCAGAUCUGGAACCUGCUUUGAAAGCUCUCAAGGAUAGGUUGAUGACCAAGAAUGUGGCUGAGGAGAUAGCUGAGAAGCUUUGUGAAUCAGUUGCUGCAAGUCUUGAAGGUAAAAAGCAGGCUUCAUUUACAAGAAUAUCCUCAACAGUGCAGACUGCAAUGGAAGAAGCUCUUGUUCGCAUUUUAACUCCUAGGCGCUCUAUUGACAUACUGAGGGAUGUGCAUGCUGCCAAGGAACAAAGGAGACCAUAUGUUGUUGUUUUUGUUGGUGUCAAUGGAGUUGGAAAGUCUACAAAUCUGGCCAAGGUUGCCUAUUGGCUUCUGCAGCACAAUAUUAAAGUGAUGAUGGCUGCUUGUGAUACAUUCCGAUCUGGAGCUGUUGAACAGUUGAGAACUCAUGCACGUAGACUCCAGAUCCCUAUAUUUGAGAAGGGCUAUGAGAAAGAUCCUGCCAUUGUAGCAAAGGAGGCAAUUCAAGAGGCCACUCGAAAUGGUUCUGAUGUUGUUCUUGUUGAUACAGCUGGUCGGAUGCAGGAUAAUGAACCAUUGAUGAGAGCUCUCUCAAAACUUAUCUACCUCAACAGUCCAGAUCUAGUCUUAUUUGUUGGAGAGGCACUAGUUGGAAACGAUGCUGUUGAUCAGCUGUCAAAGUUCAAUCAGAAACUGGCUGAUCUCUCAACUUCUCCUAAUCCAAGACUGAUAGAUGGGAUCCUGCUCACCAAGUUCGACACCAUUGACGAUAAGGUUGGAGCUGCACUGUCGAUGGUGUAUAUAUCAGGAGCACCAGUCAUGUUCGUUGGUUGUGGGCAGUCGUACACAGACCUGAAGAAACUUAAUGUCAAGUCCAUUGUCAAGACACUCCUGAAAUGAGUGUAUGCUGUCUUUGUUUACUCAUUAUGAUUUGCAUCCUACCUAAACUGUUGUGUUUCUUUCUUUGGCUGUGAGCGUGUGACACUGUGACAAUGACGGAGGUGAAUCAGCCCCUUGCGGCUGUAAGUUUGUGUUGGAUUUAAUAAUUUCUCUACUACAUAGACCAUUCUUGUGUCCUUCUGAAUUUAAUUUUUCCGAGCACCAUAGCCUGGAAAGGACUGAAGUAAAAGUUAAAAUUCACU
Molecule: messenger RNA, 2250 nt
Organism: Rubroshorea leprosula
Lineage: Eukaryota; Viridiplantae; Streptophyta; Magnoliopsida; Malvales; Dipterocarpaceae
Source: the annotation of a GenBank genome assembly